AUGAAUGGCGGGAAGCAGACGGCGGAAACAGUGAUCCUCCACCGAGGGAGGAACCUUGGGGCCCCGGUGCUGUGGUUCUCUGUUUUGGUGCUCUUGCUGGUAAGGAUUCUUUGGAGGCCCUUUGUCCUGAACCCUGCCCGGACCUUCCAGUGCUUCUACUGCGGCUUUGUUGCGGUGAGCCUUUGCUGGAACCACCUGGAGGGGCAUCGUAGCUUCUACCGCUGGUUCCAGAGUUCUGGGAUCCGGCCCAGCCAGCGGAGGGGCCUGGGCCAUGCGGGCGAGAGGAUCUAUGGCUUGCUACCUGCCCCGUGGCUGAGCCCAAAUCAACAUGACGCUGUUUGCGCCCUGCUUUGCCUCAGCCUCCUGGGCUCCUGCGCAAGCUCGGCCCCCCGCAGCUGUCUGACUGUUGCGUUUAUUUCUUGGUUCUUCUACUACUCCCAGAUCUUCUGUGCCACCAAAGCCGGUGGUCAUGGGAGCACUUUGAUCCCAGGCACCCUUCUGAUGCUGGCACUUUCUCCAAGCAUCGACGACGCACACACCUGGGAUGCUAGAGAUGCCUGGUGGGCGCUGGACUUCAUCAAGUUGCAAGUGGCAGGUACCUACUGCGGCUCCGGCCUCUGCAAACUGGCAGGCUCAGUCUACUUCCGCCAAUUCUGGGGGAAUGGUACAACACUACAAGCCUAUACAUUUGAUGCCAUGUGGUCACGACCUGGUGGAGAGUUCACCUGGCUUUUGCAGGCUUUUGCGGUGCAGUCCCCUAGAAUACUUGUGUUGGCAGGUACGCUCUCGCUACUUUUCGAGGUCUUCUUUCCAUUGGCGUUGACCUCGCAGACUGCUGGCGUUGCCUUUGCCUUUGCUGCUCUCGGCUUCCAUACAGGUGUGUACUUCUUGCAGGGCUUCGACUUCCUGUCGCAGUGGUGCCCGGUGAUUCUGCUGUUUGCGAUGCCGGGACCUGUAUCUGUGCAAACCACGUGGGAAUCGAUGCAGCGUGGUGCUGCAAGCAUAGGCAGCCAUGAUGUUGGCCUCACCAUUUGUUUCUUGUACACGGUAGCUUCUCUUUUUGUGUCUCUGGCCAUGGUGGACGUUUGGUAUGGGGAAGUGCCACCAUGGUCAUGCUGUCCCAUGUUCCUGGUGCCCCGCAAUGUUUUUGCUCCUCAGAUGCCCCGGUGGUGGUGCAUGACUGGUGUGGCGCAGCAGCGGGAGGCAGGCUUCAUGGAUCCGUUGAUUUAUUCGCCGGCAAAUGCCAAACACUACUUGCCAGAGGAGGACCUCUGGAAGUUUCCUUACAAGAUCCUACAGUUCGGCUCUUUGUCCCAGGUGCCCAGGAGCCUGCAGAAGUUUGUACGCAAAGAGUGCCUUGGACAUCAAAGCCGGGUCCUGUACUUUGCAAACUUUCCGAUUGGCGAAGACCUGCAGAAGGCUUUGGACAGGAUGGUCCAGCUCAGCUUCGAGUACUCGCCGAAGGAUGCUUGGAAUCAGCAAGCUCUACGGGAGAUCGUCCAGCAACAAAGGUUGUGCCGAUACUUGUUCGAGCAGGCUAGUCCAGUUCAGACCAAGGCUGACUAG
Molecule: messenger RNA, 1566 nt
Organism: Symbiodinium pilosum
Lineage: Eukaryota; Dinophyceae; Suessiales; Symbiodiniaceae
Source: the annotation of a GenBank genome assembly